Molecule: messenger RNA, 3804 nt
Organism: Blastomyces gilchristii SLH14081
Lineage: Eukaryota; Fungi; Ascomycota; Eurotiomycetes; Onygenales; Ajellomycetaceae
Product: developmental regulator FlbA
Exons: 3
Coding region: 717-2915 (732 amino acids)
Biological process (GO): intracellular signal transduction
Source: RefSeq, a predicted model, not a curated record
AGUAUUUAUUAUUAUUAUUAUUAUUAUUAUUCCUCUGGAACUUGAAGAUCUCCAAAGCAGGCCAAUUAUUCUUCCAUUGUUCCCCCUACCUCGGCCGACCUGCAGCGGCGGAUCUCACUCCCCGCUCGAUAUCCUCCAUCUCCGCCGUGCUAGCCCAGGUGAGCCUCGUGUUUCAGGUCCAAAUCUCCCAGCAUCAGCAUCAUCAUCAUCAUUCAGCAGCCAAUUCCUCACUCAACCUCCCUUCUUUUUGCUCUCAUCAUCACAUCUCUACUAAAUUUCUACCCCACCACUUGUUGCCCUCCAAGUGGCCUGCCAAUCCGGAUGCACCAUUCCCCAUAAUAAUAACCCUACCCUACCUUUAACUAUUUUUUCCCCCUGGCUUUUAUUUUCCAGUUUUACCCUUCUUUCUUGCCAAACUUUUUUUUUUAAAAAAAGUUCACCUAUUCUUUAGCGCUGCGGGCCACCUAACAACCUGCCCUCUUGUUUUUGCGGUUAAACUCCUGUCACUUUGGCUUUGCUGACUCGUUAGUGGCAGGCGUAUUCCUGCUGGCCCCCAGCCUUAUUUCCGGCCUCUUCUCCAGCUUGAACCCAAAAACCCACUGCUCUGCUCCGACGAAUACUGCUGAUUUUCCCCCCCCUCCUCUCUCCUUCCUUUCCUCCCCCCCCCCCCCCUCCCCUUGUUCGUCCCCCCGUUUAAGUACCUUGCCCUUCUUUCAAUGAGCACUCUAUCUGCUCUCGACAGGUACCGCGAAGGAUCCAAUAAUAAAGCUGUCUAUUCUCCCAGCUCCUAUCUCCCCUUAGGUUCGGACGACAAUUCUUCCCGUGUCUGCGAUUAUCGUUCCUCAACCACCAUUUCUGCGUCUCGCUCCAGCCGUCGCUCUCUUGCUGCAAUUGCUAUAGAAAAAACUUCCCAGGCCUUUAAUAGCUUCACUUCGUCACUCGCGGCCCCCCAAUCAAAUCCCCCCUCUCGUAAUUCCCCUGCAAAUUCCAACUUCUCGAAGCCGCCAGCUCGAGAUACCCCGUCUCCCGCAUUAAGCUCUCACAACGGCUUUGAGGAUAGGACCAACGUCCAGAGCAGAGGCAGCGGUAGUAGUGUAGGUGGUAGUGGUAGCGGUAGCGGCGAUAGCGGACCUAGCUCCGGUAUUGGUGGUGCGGGCAAACACGACUACCGUCUGUCGAUUCAAGCGUUGCGCAGAGGCUCUGUGGACAACCUCACAUUAACCCUCCCCUCCCGCCCCGCCACUCCUAGUCCCUCAGUGUCUCCCAACCAACUUACUCACUUUGCUACUGCGUCUCGACGAUCCACUCUUCAGGGAAGUCAGAGGAAUCUACCACAGCUACACUGCACUUCUGCACCUGACAACAAUCCAUACGCUGCCAUGUCGAGCGGCAAGAUGCACCAAACUUCCUCGCGCUUGUUGCGCAUGACGAGUGAUGAUAGGCCAUUUACUAGGGAUUUCAAGGACCUCUUCUCGACGCUGAUGGUCAGUCUGAAACUAGAGACGCAUCGAGUGCGCUUCUCCAAGUUCGACCAUACUUUUACGUCGGAAGAGGCCAUCAACAAUCUCGGUUCUCUAAAGUUCUCGCAAUCGAAUCGUAUGCCGGACCCCAAAGACCCCUCACGCAUUGUCACGACUACCACGACCACGACAUUUUCCAUGGCGAAGGAAAUGGCCCGCUCAGUAUGUCAGCGGUUUGUAGAUGCCAGAUUCAUUGAGUCCGUAGACGGAAGGAUAAGUCUUCAAUUCCCUCUCAAGGGCGCGCUUUUCCAAUUGACACCCAAGGGCAUCAACAUCCUGCAGCGAUUUUGCCAAAGAAACGGGAUCACUGCGAGACACAUCAUUGACGUGCUCGAAUCCCCUCGAAAUACUAUGCAGCUGGUAAUACUAGAACGAGAAAAUACCACGGACCAAAUAUCCCACGACCGUGCUACAAUCGAGGUUAUUUUCCGCCGGUUUGCUGGCCAAGAUGGCCCUAAUCUCAAGCCGUCGGUUUCGACCUCGGAUUCGGAUUCCGUGAGUGACUACACUAAUGGACUUGUCGGCGUGAAAAUGGCGAAGGAAAGAAAAAUCGGAGACAAAGUCAUCCAGAAUACUUUUACCGGAAAGGCAGCGGUGGAUUGGUUGAUGGACUGCUGUACGACAACAGACCGCCGGGAAACGUUCGAGAUUGCAACGAUGUUUGUUAAGCACGGGUUGAUUCACUCCGUCUUUGAGGAUAAGAAUUUCGCCCAACAUAACCCGGAAGCGGCAGCCUUCCAGCCAACGAAGUAUUCUAUCUAUGCAUUGACCGAGCGAGGACAACGGGUCUGUGGAUGGAUCGCACGGGAAAAGCCGCUGGUCACUGCGUACGACGGCCGCGUUGCACCUCGAGAUUCGAACAAUGCCCGCCUAAACAACAUCCUGCAAGAUCCCGCCCUGCGACUACUGUUCAGGGAAUUCCUGCGCGAUUCCCUCUGCGAGGAGAACCUGUCGUUUUAUAUUGACGUUUCUGACUUUACGAUAAAUUACCACCAGCAGGAAAAAGCCGGUUCAUUUGCGAAGAUGGAUGUCGUCCGUGAAACCCUUGCGAGUGCAUAUGGCUUAUACAACGCUUUCCUUGCUCCCGGAUCUCCCUGCGAGCUGAACAUCGAGCACGCUUUACGAAAUAGCCUUGCCAGCCGUAUGACACGGGCCGUUGGAGAUGAUGCAUCAAUGCUUAAAAGCUUAACUGAAGUGGUUAGCCUUUUCGAGCUCGCUCAGAUUUCUGUCUUCAAACUCAUGUCAAGUGACUCCGUCCCGAAAUUCGUGCGGGAUCCAAAAUAUGCCGUUGUUCUGCAGGAACAUGACUUCGACCUCAAUGCCUCGGGCAAAUCGCAUUCUCCAGGCCCUGCUCCCGUCCCAGAACGCUCCAUGAGCCGGUCCACGAGGUCGUAAGAUUUGAAGGGCAAGCUUUUUUUCUAGUUUUUGGUUUCAAUCGAUGAGAACAUCGUGACGGAAUUUGAUGUGCCCGAAUUGUUCUCUUUUCUUGGUGGGGAAGGGAGGGGGUGCUGGGGCCAAAACACUAACACCCCAGUUGUGGAAAUGACUGGGGCGGUAUAUAUAUGUUUUUAAGAUCCCCCGCGGAUCCGCGCCGUUUCGCCGCGAACAUCGCGCGUCUCCCAACCCGGGGUCCUGAGCUCCGUCAACCCCCGCCCGCCGGGGGGCUCCCUUAUCCAAUUUCAGGACCGUUGGCAUGACUGGUGGUAACCACGACACAGUCAGCCAGUACCAAAACCAAGCUUUAAAAAAAGAGAAAGAAAAAGAAAAAGAAGAAGAAGAAAAGACCGAAAUGAAGCAAAACGAGUUGAAAUGAAUGAAAGUAAGAAAAAAGAAGAAGAAUAUGGCUAUGGCACAUGCUCCCCUCUCUCUCCCUCUCUACCCAUCUCCUAUGUAAUAAUUUUUUUCUUUUUUUCUCUUUUGUUGAUUUUCUUCCUUUCUUUCCUUUUUUUUUCUUUCUUUCUUUCUUUUUUUCUUUCUUUCUUUCUUUUUUUCCCUCUGAGCUUUUUCAUUCCUCACUCACAGGUCUCCAAAGUGUCCGGUUGAAUCUGGAAAUGAUCUUUCUCAUAUAUACAUUUUAUGUAUGUGCAUUUUUCUACAUGUUACAGUUCAUCAGCACCGUUCCGUUUCCCCGCCAGCCUUUCUUUUUUUCCUCCAUCUAGCAUAUUGGGAGUUGCUUUUUCGUCUCUGAAAGUGUUUAUUUUUGGCUUUUUAUAUUUGGGCAAAUUCUCUAUUUUUUGUUUUCCAUUUUCAUUGUUUGAUUUGUAUCUUUUUUCCCUGCUUGCCC